AUGGAUGGAAAACAGGCCACGGGGAGCCGGAAUAACAGAAUCAAGAGUGGGUGGUUUGACAGUGAGUGCUUUGAAGUUUGGUGUAUCCGGUUACCACUGCCUACCUUGAGAUCAGAAGGUGGUGUUAAGCUUAUUAUAGGCGACAACAUGAGCUCACAUAUCAAUCUUGAAGUGCAGCAGUUGUGUGAAGAGUACAGCAUUAAGCUCAUUGCACUGCCACCAAAUUCAACCCAUUUUCUACAACUGCUUGAUGUUGCGUACUUUCAACCUUUCAAAGUACAGUGGCAUAAGACCCUUGGAGACUGGAAACAAACGGCGGUGGGCAGCAAGUGCAGCUCUGUGCCCAAGAACCAGUGCCCCUCCGUGUUCAAGCAGCUGUGGGAAUGCGUGACCUCAAGAAGAGAGAACUUGAAAGUAGCCUUCUGGAAAACUGGCAUCUACCCCUUGAAUCACCAAAUUGUGCAGGAAAAGAUUCUGUCAUUCAUGAUGGCCUGGAAACAAACCUCACUGCAGUCAUCGGAGACACCUUCAUGGGUCAGCUCGUGCAGAAGAGAAAUGAAGGAACUAAGUAGCGUCAAACAGUGA
Schistocerca cancellata (South American locust) is the source of this 585-nucleotide messenger RNA. RefSeq lists its product as uncharacterized. The record is from RefSeq and is a predicted model, not a curated record. The transcript has a single exon. The coding region runs from base 1 to 585 and encodes 194 amino acids. Gene Ontology annotation, molecular function: nucleic acid binding. Lineage: Eukaryota; Metazoa; Arthropoda; Insecta; Orthoptera; Acrididae.